GCCACACCCGGACCUUAUCCGGUUUUCUUUUCAUCCAUUAGAUCAGGCCAUCGAAUUUGCAAAACUGCUUGAGUCAAACAAAGUUUUCUGUGGGUUUCGCUCAAGGGCCCAUAACGGGGUGAAGACACCCUCAUUCCCCGCCACGGAACGCGGCCCGGGUCCGUCUUCUCCCCGUCUGCCAAGAACCCGGACAUGCCGGACUAUGAUUCGUUGGACAUUUCUUAUCACCUGAAGUGCAAUGAAAUAAAUAUCGUUGUCGCUGGGUGCAGUUUCUGGUAUCAUUAAAAUCAUCUUAAAAGACAAUCAAAAUGGCAGCAUCUCAGAGCGAUUCCAUCAUCAUCGUGGGAGCCGGUGUAUUCGGCCUCUCAACCGCCCUGGAGCUCAACAAACGAGGAUACGCCAACAUCACCGUUCUCGAUCGAUACGUCCCCCCUGUGGUAGACGGAAGCAGCGUGGAUAUCUCCCGCAUUAUUCGCAGUGACUAUGCCGACCCGGUCUACAACAAGAUGGCCCGCGAGGCAAUUCAAGGCUGGUCAACCGAGUACAAGGACAUGUACCAUGAGUCCGGGUAUGCGUUGCUCGCUGAAACACCGGGACACAGCUACAUUGAGAAGUCAAAGGCAAUGAUACGUUCAGCCGGUGGUGAGGUAGAGGAUAUGCCGGAUGCGAGUAAGCUCCGCAGCUUCUACUCCGGCGUGCAGGCAAAUUUGGCUGGCAUGAAUGGAUAUCUGAAUCGAGUUGCUGGCUGGGCGGAUGCCGCGGGGAGUAUCCAGAAACUGGCAUCGAAGUGCAGUGUGGUCGGUAUUACCUUGAUCACCGGGCCUCGGGGGACGGUGCGUUCUCUACGUCGAGAAGGAUCGCGCGUUGUCGGCGUCAACCUUGUCGGAGGCGGACAUCUGCUCGCGUCGAGAGUCAUCCUCAGCACUGGCGCCUGGACUCCCCGACUCCUACAUAUCCCUCACGCUGCGUCUUCAUCCGGCCAACCUGUCGGAUUCAUCCAGUUGACUCGCGAAGAGGCACGCAGAAUUGAAAACACCCCCGUCAUGAUCAACAUGACAACAGGAGUGUUCUCUUUCCCACCCACACCGGGUAGCAACAUUCUCAAACUCGCCCGCCACGGAUUUGGCUACCAAUCCGAGGUGAACGUCGAGGUAGACGGCGCGCGUCAAUCCACCUCAUCCCCGAAAAUCGACAGCAGCAAUGCCCAGUCGGGAUUUCUCCCCGAUGAUGCGGAUGAUGCGCUCCGACAGGGACUGCGUCAGCUGUUCCCGGAAUUCGGGGAUCGGCCGUGGAUGAACCGUCGUCUUUGCUGGUAUACUGAUACCCCAGAAGGAGACUUUAUCAUCGACAACCAUCCGAGUAUGGAGGGAUUGUUUGUGGCUACUGGUGGAGCGGGGCAUGCGUUUAAAUUCCUCCCAGUUCUGGGUAAAUACAUUGCAGACUGCUUUGAAGGCAAAGCCUCCGAGGCAUUGCGGAAGAAGUGGCGCUUGCGUCUUCCACACGAGUCUAAGGGGUCAAUCAUGGCUGGUGAUGGCAGCAGAGGAGGACCGCCGCAGAGGAAGCUCACUGUCUUGGAGCAGGCCAAGCUUUAGGGGUGGCGAAGAUACGAUGUUUUUUUUAUGGAUUUAUGAAAAUACUUCUAGGACACUGCACUCGAUUACAUGACAUCGAAAUGAAUCAAUUUUCUCUCGCUCGUCAGUUACGCGGUCCAGUAACGUGUUCCUUGAUCAACUCUACAUCUCUUCCUUCAUCAAGUCCGACAGUCGCUCUGCGAUGGCGUAUAGGUUACUCAUUGGAUGACCACACAGCUGAAGGGGAUGAAUAGAAGCAUCCACAACCCGCAGAUUGGUCGUGCCGUAGACCUUCAACUUGUUGUCGACUACACCUCCCAUAGACCGCGGCAGCAUAGCGGCAGUUCCAAUAGGGUGGUAGUUUGGUGUAU
Messenger RNA from Aspergillus wentii DTO 134E9, 1942 nucleotides. RefSeq names its product NAD(P)/FAD-dependent oxidoreductase. The transcript has 2 exons. Bases 309 to 1592 code for a protein of 427 amino acids. Gene Ontology annotation, molecular function: proline dehydrogenase activity; flavin adenine dinucleotide binding; sarcosine oxidase activity. The record is from RefSeq and is a predicted model, not a curated record. Lineage: Eukaryota; Fungi; Ascomycota; Eurotiomycetes; Eurotiales; Aspergillaceae.